AGACAUCCGGAAAAGCAAGUGACUUGAGUUUGGUUUGGUGCAAGCUCUUUUAUUUCGGAUUUUCUAAUUUUGUAUUCACACCUUCAUUUUAUUACAAAUUACAAGCGUCUUUCAUGAAAAUAGGCGAACACUGUAUUUUCAGCCAUGGCGGCAGAAGAGGAUAAUAACAUAGAAGCAUUGAAGUCAUCUCUUGCUCAGUACAAGACGCAGCUAUCAGAAAUAGAAGAAGCUAUUAAAUCUAGUUCUGAUGAGAGCACGAAAGGAGAUCUUGUCCAACUUGGAAGUGAUAUUCAAGAACUGAUUUCCCUCACAGAAGAGAACCUGUCACAGCUAGAAUCAGCAAGUAGAAAAAAAGCUUUCCAAGAUGAGCUUGCUCAAUUUGAUGCUGAAAUUGAGAAUUUGGAGGGUAGUGGUAGCAAUGAGCCUGAAGCCUCCAAUUUAGCAGAUAUACAGAACGAGCUAGAACAUAUAGUAGGAUCGAAAUGUCAAGCCCCUUUUGAUCAUUUUGGCGAAUCAAGUUAUCACAAUGCCCUUGUUAUCAAUGUAGAAACUCCAGACGAAGUAUCGUCAAUGGACGAUAUCAUGGUGCAAAUUUUGUUCGUGAAUCCGAUCUAUAAAAAUAUGGUACCCUGUCCGUAUUUUCUGGAGGGUGAUUGCAAGUUUUCAGCGGAUCAGUGCCACUUUUCUCAUGGACAUGCAGUACCAUUCAUUGAAUUGAAGGAAUAUAAGGAGCCUGAUUUUAGCAAAGCUGUGCCGGGAUGUGCUGUGCUAGCCAAGAUGGGAGAUGGCCUUUGGAAAAGAGCAAUUCUUAUAAGCCGGCUGGAUGACACAACAUGCUCAGUCAAAUUGGAGUCUUCCGCCUCAGCUGAAAUGGAAAUUCAGCUUCAGGAUAUUUUACCUCUUGAGACUUCUGCUGGUGAAGAUCUAUCCGAUUCUGACUCGUCAUCGUCAUCUGAAGAAGAUGGAGUGAACAAUGUGGAAGAACUCGACGAAAGGAAGCUUGCCUUAAUUAAUGAGACUUUGCUAAAUCCCCAGACUCGCUCUGCUCUUGGUGCUUGGGAGAAACAUACAAAAGGUAUUGGAUCUAAGUUGAUGGCUAGCAUGGGAUACAUUGCUGGAACUGGUCUCGGAAAGAACUCAGAUGGUAAAGUUGAUCCAGUGGAAGCUGUUGUUUUUCCAACUGGAAAAUCUUUAGAUUAUUGCAUGAAACUAAAGGAAAGUUCUGGUGACAAAGAUCUCUUCCAAGCUGAAAGGAGGCGAAAAAGACACGCUGCCAAGAUGGAAAAAGCGCGAAAACAUAGCUAUGAAAGAGAGAAACAAAGAGGUUUCUUCUUCUCAUUCCUUAAUGAACAGCUGGCAGGACCGUCUACCCCAGCUCCUACGCAAAAAAGCAACGUAUCAUUGAAGAAUUCUAGUCUCAAAGGAUUGAAUGUGGAUAGCAUGAGAGUAGGUGAAGAUAUCAAGAGAGUGAGUAAGGACAUCGUCAAACUAAAAGAAUCAUUAAGCAGACAUGCAACUGGAUCUGCUGUACAUAGUAGUAUUUCUAAUAAGUUGAGAAUGGCUCAAAAUGAAUUGUUCGGUCUACAAAAUAGAGAAAAUAGUAUCAACAAAGAGAAAUCUGACAGGAAGAGCCGAGAAAAAAUGAGUGUUUUCUAGUUCUGGGUGAAAACUAGCUUUUUUUGGAAGAAGAGCAAACGUUUUUCCCUGAACAAAUGUCAUCCAUGAACUGACAGAGCUUGCUGUAUUGCAGACCACUUUAUGUUCUGUUGGAUAAACGAAGACUGUCUGAAUAUGAAGUUGACUUUUCACUUCAUUUCAUGGACAGACAAACAUGUCCUGCGCAAUUUCUGCUUAGAACUUAGGAGUCUUGACCAUAAAAUGAUCUCGGGCUUGAAAGCAAAAAUCAAUUUGACUAAAAAUAAACAAAGUUUAUUCUGUACAAGAAGUGGAACAAUCUGGGGUGAAAUUUUGAAUAAACUAUACAUCUUAGGCAAGCACUCAGACAACAUAUUUAACAUCAGUUUGUAGGACAUCUAGUAAAAGACAGGUUUUAUUCAGGACACAAGUCUUUCUGUUUUUUGGGGAACCAAUCUCUCGUUUACAGUUACUCAACUUUUAAGGGCUCGGCUAAGAGAGACAUGGUCACUUGAGAAUAGGUUCAAUAGAACGGACUGAAUACUACUUUACGAAUGGAUAGAGUGAAGCAAAAAAGUCAUCUAUAUUGCGAUGUUUCAAAAUCACAUCUCCUAUUUUAACGUUUUGGAAGGAAACCAACGAACAUCCUCAGUCAAAAAUUGUUGCAAUUUAUCUUUCCCAUAUGAAGGUUAUUUUCACAAAAUUUUAAGCAAAAGUGUCAGUUGGUUCCCUUCCAAAAAAUUGAAAUAGGAGAUGAGAUUUUGACCCAGUGCAAUGUUGAUGUGACUGUUUGGCUCAAAAAAGAGGAGAUUUGACUUCGAAGUAAGUUUUCUCGAAGAUUGAAAAUGUAAAAUGAGAAGAAGUUGACUGUAUCUUUCAUAGUGAAUACGACUUUGCGUCCUGUACAAAAUUUGUCUACAUCAACUAUGAAGGAA
Molecule: messenger RNA, 2570 nt
Organism: Bemisia tabaci
Lineage: Eukaryota; Metazoa; Arthropoda; Insecta; Hemiptera; Aleyrodidae
Product: zinc finger CCCH-type with G patch domain-containing protein
Biological process (GO): negative regulation of transcription by RNA polymerase II
Cellular component (GO): nucleus
Molecular function (GO): DNA-binding transcription repressor activity, RNA polymerase II-specific; RNA polymerase II cis-regulatory region sequence-specific DNA binding; metal ion binding
Source: RefSeq, a predicted model, not a curated record